This is a messenger RNA of Adineta steineri, 285 nucleotides long. NCBI's taxonomy places the organism in Eukaryota, Metazoa, Rotifera, Eurotatoria, Adinetida, Adinetidae. The record is from the annotation of a GenBank genome assembly.
AUGUUAGCAAAUAUUUUAAUUUUUAUUUGUUUAUUUUACUGUCAUCAUGUUAAUACGUCUAGCAUAUAUAAUAUUGGACAAGAUAAAAGAGAAUUAGGAAUGCGAUUUAAACAAGCUAUUACUGAUGCUAUGAAAAAAAUUGAUGAUCUUGCUAGUACUUGUCCACCUGGCAGUUUUUUUUAUAAUGGUUCUUGUUAUUUCUAUUUACCACCAAAACAAAUAGACGACUGGAAAGGAAUUGGAUUUACUGAUAUAUCGAUUGAUGAAGGUACAGAAUUUUUGUAA